Ostrea edulis (European flat oyster) is the source of this 1450-nucleotide messenger RNA. RefSeq lists its product as uncharacterized. The transcript has 10 exons. The coding region runs from base 131 to 1201 and encodes 356 amino acids. The record is from RefSeq and is a predicted model, not a curated record. Lineage: Eukaryota; Metazoa; Mollusca; Bivalvia; Ostreida; Ostreidae.
UCUGGUUAAACUCAGACAUACCACUGUUAGCUUAUCAGUAAAGCACUAAAAUACUGACAUUUUUGAUAAUUCUUGUACAUUCCGUUUGGACUCCUUCUGAUGUGUUGAGAGCUUUUUCAGACAGGAAGAGAUGAGGACUGUUCUUUUUUUGGCGUGCAUCUUAUCUGCAUUUACGUUCUCCCUUGGUGACUGGCAGCAUCCACAUUACAGUUUUCGUUGUUUAGAGAAUGGAAAUAUCAUGUUGUAUGGACUUCACAAAACAAGCAAGAUAGUUGUGGACAAUGCUGAUUCUGCGUGCUCCAAAAAUCUGUAUACAGCGGAAGCAAACAAUCAACCAGUUACAAUUGAUCACAGCUGUUUGAACUAUAAUACAACCGAGGAUAAUAUGAUUGAGGGUUUUUCUUCAAUGAUAAUCACCAUCUACGAUCCAUCUUACGAUCUAAUGCCAGGAACACCAACAGUAAAACCAUCAUCACCACCAAAAUACACUGGAGGUUAUGGUUCUCACAAAUUUACCAUCAUCUGUAAGGACAUCCCCAAUGGCGGAGUCAAUAAGACUGUUGCACAUGUGUUCCAAGAGACGAACUCUAAACAGCUUCCGGAAAAUUUCAAGGAAGUCGGUGACGUAGAAAUGCGAUUUAAAGCUGUCGAUAACAAGAACGCCCCUGAUAUCAGCAGUAUCUACGUAGGAGACGAAUUUUACAUGUUUCUCACAUACAUGGGAGAUAUAGAUUACUCAUUGGUUCCACAAAAGUGUGAGGCGAUUAAAGGAACGAUGGUCCCUAAAGACUACACAGUGAAAACAGAAAAUUCCGUAGACUUAUGGAAGUAUGAUAAAGCAAAACAAAAUUGUAUCCACCAUGAAGAACUCCUCGCAGGAUUUGACAAGCAGGCUUCCAAUUGCAAACAAGUUGUUGCAAAGAUGUAUGGUUUUCGAUUCUCUGGCGACAAAAACUACAUAACGAUUACCUGCGAUGUUACAAUGUACCCUGCAAAACUGCAUACGAAUGAGACAUGUGUAGAACCCACAGGGCGUCGCAAGCGUAGUAUUGAACUAAAGACCCAUCAAGUGUCUAAGACGAUGCAAGUAUUUGACAGCAAGAAUAGCUACCAAUCCGAAAAUAGAAGUCAAUGCAACCAUUGUGGAAUCUCCGUUUGGAUUGUUGCACUGAUCACAACUACUCUGUACCGACAGCUGUAAACAAAGGACUAUACAGUUAAUCAUAAAAAUGCAUUAUUUGAUUUUGAUAUAAUUUGUAAGCGAGUACUGGAUAUCAACUUUCACUGAUUAUAUGUCAGUAAUACGACAAUUACUGUAGUAUUGUAUAGUGUACAAUACAUGCAAACUAGCUAUUACGUCAUUUAAAGAAUUUGACGUUUUGUAUCUCAUGAUCAUUGUAAUCCUGAAAUCAUUACGGUAUAUAAUAUAAUAAAAUACAAUCAAAACAUA